Molecule: messenger RNA, 1626 nt
Organism: Kogia breviceps (pygmy sperm whale)
Lineage: Eukaryota; Metazoa; Chordata; Mammalia; Artiodactyla; Physeteridae
Gene: ACOT6
Product: acyl-CoA thioesterase 6
Biological process (GO): acyl-CoA metabolic process; fatty acid metabolic process
Molecular function (GO): fatty acyl-CoA hydrolase activity
Source: RefSeq, a predicted model, not a curated record
UGACUCCGCCGGGCCGCCCCUUCUCCGCUGGGAUCCGGAUGGCGGUGACGGUGACGCUGGAGCCUGCGGGCCUCUGCCGCUGGGACGAGCCGGUGCGCAUCGCCGUGCGCGGCCUGGCCCCGGGGCAGCCGGUCACGCUGCGCGCGUCCCUGCGCGACGAGAAGGGCGCGCUCUUUCGAGCCCACGCGUGCUACUCCGCCGACGCCCACGGCCAGCUGGACCUAGAGCGCGCGCCCGCGCUGGGCGGCAGCUUCACAGGGCUCGAGCCCAUGGGGCUCCUCUGGGCUCUAGAGCCCGAGAAGCCCUUGCUGCGGCUGGUGAAGCGGGACGUGCAGACGCCCUUCGUCGUGGAGCUGGAGGUGCUCGAUGGCCACGGCCCGGAGGCCGGAGGGCUCUUGGGCCGCGCGGUGCACGAGCGCGACUUCCUGGCGCCGGGAGUGCGGCGCGAGCCCGUGCGCGUGGGCCGGGUGCGCGCCACGCUCUUCCUGCCGCCAGGCACAGGACCAUUCCCUGGAAUCCUUGAUCUUUUUGGAAGUGGUGGUGGCCUUUGUGAAUACAGGGCCAGCCUCCUGGCUGGACAUGGUUUUGCUGUGCUUGCUCUGGCUUAUUUCAGAUUUGAAGACCUCCCGGAAUAUUUGAAUAACAUGUGCCUGGAGUACUUUGAAGAAGCUGUGGACUUCAUGCUGCAACAUCCAAAGGUGAAAGGCCCUAGUGUUGGGCUUCUUGGCUUCUCCAAAGGAGGUGACCUGUGUCUCUCAAUGGCCUCUUUCUUGAAGGGCAUCACAGCUACUGUAGUUAUUAAUGCCUGUGUGGCCAACACAAUAGCUCCUCUGCAUUACAAGGAUAUGAUUAUUCCUAAUCUCAGCAGUGACCCAGGAAAAUAUAAAAUCACUGAGUCAGGCCUUUUGAAUUUGGUGGAUAUUUGGAACGACCCACUGGAGAAACCCAACCACCGAAGUCUUAUUCCAUUGGAAAAGGCCCAGGGACCCUUCCUGUUUAUCGUUGGCAUGGAUGAUCAUAACUGGAAGAGUGAGAUCUAUGCUCAGAUAGCCUCUGAACGGUUACAAGCCCAUGGGAAAGACAGACCCCAGAUAAUCUACUACCCAGGAACUGGCCAUUGUAUUGAUCCGCCUUAUUUUCCUCCUUGUAGAGCCUCUGUGCAUGCAGUCUUGGACCAACCAGUAUUCUAUGGAGGUGAGCCAAAGGCUCACUCAAGGGCACAGGUAGAUGCCUGGCAGCAAAUCCAAACUUUCUUCCAUAAACACCUCAAUGGUAGUAAUUUUUCCUUGAUGCUUAGUGGCUCAAAGAAGUUGAAGCCUAAAAGAAACUUAGUUGGAGACACUUAAAAACACUAACAGCAACAAAAAACAAAUCAGGGGCUUCCCUGGUGGCGCAGUGGUUGAGAAUCUGCCUGCCAAUGCAGGAGACACGGGCUUGAGCCCUGGUCUGGGAAGAUCCCACAUGCUGUGGAGCAACUAGGCCCAUGUGCCACAACUACUGAGCCUGCGUGUCUGGAGCUUGUGCUCCACAACAAGAGAGGCUGCAACAGUGAGAGGCCCGUGCACCGCGAUGAAGAGUGGCCCCCGCUCUCCGCAACUAGAGAAAGCCCUUGCACAGAAAUGAAGA